CUCCGUCAUCGUUCUCGUUUGGUCGAAGUCGAUCGAACGCUCACACGGUUGCGGCUGCCCCUUCUGGAGUUCUGCUUCGCCUUUAGCGAAUUCCCCUAUCGCUUCUGGCUCGCAUAGACGCGUCGCCGGCAAACAUGCUAAUCACUCCAACGCUCGCAGCACCGGCGGCGUCUCACGCCUCCUCAUUCCGCACCGCCGCAAGCCUCAGCUGCCGCAGCCUCGGGAGCCUCGUCCAACCGACCGCCACGACCCGCUACUACCGCGGCCGUUGCCGCCCGUUGCUCUACUCUGCGUCUGCCGGCGCUGCUUCUAUUCCCGCUGGUAUCACGAGUAACAUCCCAUCCGGAGACACCGGGUGCCGGCUCGAGCGCGACGAGCUCGCGAGGUUGUGCCAAGAACCCGACCCCGAGGGCGCACUUAACCUGCUCGACGAAAUGCUCCACCGAAGAGGCGCCGUCGGCGGCGUGUCGGGCCAACUCGCGCCGGAAGAGCAGGUAACGGUUCUCCAGUGCUGCGCGGACGCGCGCUCGCUGUCCUCUCUCAGACGAGCCCACCGCCUGCUCUCCAGUCCCAGGUCCCGGUCCGCGAUCACCACGCCCAUCCUGCACAGGAUCGCCACGCUGUACUGCAAGCUCGGCGCCCCCGGCGACGCGCGGCGUGUCCUCAACGAAGCGUCGAGGCCGCCGCCACGGAGGAAGGCGAACGAGGCGCGGACGAAGCGGCAGGAGGCGUACGAGAAGGUGCGCGAGCUGCACGAGGAGAUACGUGCGGCGGGGUACGUGCCGGACACCCGUUUUGUGCUGCACGACAUUGACGAGGACGCCAAGGUGCAGGCGCUCAUGUACCACAGCGAGCGCCUGGCCAUCGCGUUCGGCCUGGUGAGCACGCCGCCCGGCACGCCGCUGCGGGUCAUGAAGAAUCUCCGCAUCUGCGGGGACUGCCACAACGCCGUCAAGCUCAUGGCGAAGGUGACCGGACGCGAGAUCAUCGUCAGGGACAACAAGCGGUUCCACCAUUUCAAGGACGGCUCCUGCUCCUGCGGGGAUUACUGGUGAGGUGUCUCCACCACACCUGCCAUUGAUAUCUGUUCCUUUCUGUAGUCCAGUGUCUUGACCAAGCCUGUAGAUUGUGGCAAUGGCUUUUGUAACUGUAAGUGAUGAGGAAACGAUGAAGCACUUUGUUUAACCAAUGUGUGACUUGUGGCCAGCAA
Messenger RNA from Brachypodium distachyon (stiff brome), 1210 nucleotides. RefSeq names its product pentatricopeptide repeat-containing protein At4g14050, mitochondrial. The record is from RefSeq and is a predicted model, not a curated record. NCBI's taxonomy places the organism in Eukaryota, Viridiplantae, Streptophyta, Magnoliopsida, Poales, Poaceae. Gene Ontology annotation, molecular function: zinc ion binding. The transcript has a single exon. Bases 135 to 1055 code for a protein of 306 amino acids.